Plasmodium cynomolgi strain B is the source of this 4869-nucleotide messenger RNA. RefSeq lists its product as hypothetical. Bases 1 to 2301 code for a protein of 766 amino acids. The record is from RefSeq and is a predicted model, not a curated record. The transcript is spliced from 4 exons. NCBI's taxonomy places the organism in Eukaryota, Apicomplexa, Aconoidasida, Haemosporida, Plasmodiidae.
AUGACGAAGAUGCCAAACGGCACAUUCCCCCCGCUCAGGGAAAAGCGCUGCAACGAUGUGGAUGCACAAAGUUGUAGAACAAGGAAACGAGCGAGUUACAUUCACAGGUGUUUGAACGUGCGAAAGUUGCAAAAAUGUGGCGAGCUGAGAAAAAUGGAAAAUUACUGCUUUUACAAUGUGAAAAAUUUAAACUGCUGCGUGAUUAACCCCUACUAUGACCACCACCAAAGUAAUAGCAUUUGCGUCCUCACGUCAAAUAAAAUCGUGUCCGUUCUGAACAUUUUUGAGUUUCAUAUAAACAACAGCGUUUUGUUUAGAGGGCAGCACAUUUUAAGUUUACAUUGGCACAGUUUGUAUGUCUUUAUCUGCACUGGUGCAUCCAUUUUCGUGGUGAACUUUUUUGACAAAACGAAAAUUGCGCAUGUGGUUUUGGCUAACCUCGAGAUGAUCCAAAAGGUAGAGGUCAGCCAAGCAGGUAGCUUAAACGGCGAAAAAAACGUUAAAGCGGACUUGUCAGUGAAUCAUAACUGUGCGGAGAGGAAUACAUGUAGUGACAAAGUGGACGGCGUGACAAAUGAGCUCCAAAUGGAGCCCCAAAUGAUGUGCGCGAUGGAGUCGAUUCACAUAUGCGAAUUGCAGAAGGGGGAGUAUACAAUAGCGAGGGGGAAAAAUGUGAAAAUUGUAAAAAUUGAAAAAAUAAAUGGAAUUGAAAAAAUAAGCAUUUCAAACGAGUUCGAUAUGCACAAUUCGAUUAUUAGCAUAAGUCCAUAUUAUUACCACCACCAGAAUGGGUUCCCUGAUAAUGAAGUCUUCCUCUCGGUCAUUACCUCCCUGGGUGGUGCGCUAUGCCAUGGGGUGAAUCACCGUACUUGUACAUAUAUGGAACAUAGCAUACUGACUAGGGGGAACUACCUAAUGUGUAGAAAUUACCUUUACAUGGGAGGUGCGAAAAAGGACACAAUUAAGAAAAGGUACCUUACAAACACAUCGUGCACACCUUAUCGUGGUGGUGAUGCAAACUGGGGCGGAAGCACCACGGAGGAGGGGAACACAAUUAAGAAGUUACCCCCUGAAGUGAUUGCUUGGGAUGGAGCGGAGAAUUCCCACCUAAUCGGUAACCCAGGGGGGGCCAGCCCAAUAACGAACCUAUUCCAGUACAUGAAAAUUACUCCCAAUUUGGGGCAGCAAAAACGAAGUGACACCAUCGAACGUUGCCUGUACAUAUAUGGGAAAAAUACCCUUUUGCAGUUUCGAUCCAAAACGGUUGUCGAGUUUUUUUCUGAGGUUAUGAAAAAAAACGGAAAAAAUGGAAGAAACAUUUUUCUCCUACUUGAUGCGCUAAAGAGGCAGCCAAUCAGUAGAAAAGAGUUAACUCAGAUUGGACUAUCCCUUAUAAACGCCUUCAUAAAACGGACGAAUUACUUCAUCGCGGCAAAUGUGUUUAUCCUGCUGUGUAACCAUUUUUGCGACAAGUAUCGGGUUAUCUACAACGUCAUGGAGAUGUUUUUCCUUCGAAAACAUAUGCACAUCCUUUCGAUGUUUUAUCGAAAACUGAAAUUAGAGAGAACACAUCAGAAGGGGAGGAGCGGCCAUUCUUCUACUGUGUACGCGGUAAGUGAUAAAAAAAGGAGAUUCAUGACACGUAGAGGGAUGGGGAAGAAAAAAAAAAUUAAAAGCGCUUUGUACAUCCUUCACCUUUAUUAUUAUCAUCUCAAAAGUGGGAGAAAAAAAAAAAAAACGAAAAGGGAUAAAGAACGCCUUAAUUACGAGUGGAAGAAGAAGAAAGAAAAAAAAUCUUCCCCAUGUGAAAAAAGAAAAAAAAAAAAAAGCUUCCUCUUUUUUGCAACGAAAAAGCUGUUUAACCAAUUUUUGGUUUUUCUGUUACUUACGGAUGCUCACGAAUUUCGGAAGGUUUACGAAAUUUCAUCGAACGCUGAUUUGAAUGCUGGCAUGUUGGUGAAGCACAUUGUGCUUUUCCUCGAGGGCGAUUUAUCUCUUUUGAAGAAACAAUUUGUUCGCAGUGGCGGCGGUGGUGUCAGCGGCGGUGGUAAUAUUGACAGCUGUAGCGGUACCGGCAGGGGGGGGAGAAGCACAAUCGGCACUGCGAAAUUGGAGGGUGGCCCCCACAGCAGCGACGGGAGUAGCGAAAGUUGCGACAGAGGAGGUCACUGCGGGAGGAACUGCGAAAGGCACUACGCAAGUCACUCCACCGAUCGCAGCAGACGCAGCGCCCACGGCGCCGCUCUAAAAGAAGAAAAAAAAAAGCGACGAAAAAGGAAUCCUUCUCGAUAUCCUGCUUGACAUUUUUUUUAAAUUUGACAUCCCCCUUGGUUCUGCCCCUUUUGCAUUACUAUGCAAGGAUAGGGAGGAAGAGCAAAAAAAAAAAAAAAGAACCUCGUUGGAGCAGCAACAACGGUGAAGUCACUAGUAAUGACAAAACAGCAACAGCAGGGCAGGAGGAUAAACUAGUGAAGAAGAAGAAAAAGAAGAAGAAGAAGAAGAAAAAGAAGAACCUACCUGCUGCAUGCCUACAAGAAAGUAACAAAGGAUGCACAAAUAGGGAAAAAAAUUGCUACAGUAACAGGUAUAAGGAGAAAAGCGCAUGCGCAAGGGGGGGAGAUAAACUCACGAACGAGGAGGACCUUCAUCGUAACGAACACCGCAGCGAGGGCCGCCUUAUUAUCCCCAAUUGCGAGGAGUUGUCGGGUCCGUUGCCGCACCAGCGUGAUGGGCGUCAUGAGGGUGACCAACGCGACGAUGAAAAAAAGAACACGUACUUGAGCAUGGAGUUUAGGAGAGAUCACGCAGACUGGAACGGCAACGGAGCCGAUGAGGAGACCCCCCGUGGGGAUGACCCCCAAAGCGCAACCGCAAGGCAACCCAGGGAGGAGGAAAAACGAACGAAGCGACGAAGCAGUGGGGGGGAAGGCCCCCCAAACAGGCUAAGUCAUAACUCAAAUGGUACAAAUACAGCCAACACAGUAACGCUGAGCAACCUGACGAAUGAUUAUUUUUCCAAUUCAGCAGCGCACCGUCGUAGUGUGCCCCUCACCUUUGAAGACCUAGCAGAGGAUAGCUCUCCACAAAAUUUGAGCCUAUUCGAAAAAGAAUUUAAUAACGUAAAAAAAAUGGAAAUCAUCAAAAUGCUCGUUCGAAGAAAAAACAAAAAGGUAUUUGUAUACUUGAAGCAAUGCAGCUGGCAAGUACUCAAAAAAGUAACACAAAAAUUUGUACUAAAAUUAUUUCGUUUGAGUAAAAUAAAAACAGCAAAGCUGUUAGUGAUCGUAAAAGUGAAGGAGAAAAAUAAGUAUAAAUAUUUCUUCAAUCCAAAGGAUGUAAUAAAAAGGUUAAAGGAGAGACCGUUCUUUCUUUACACCUAUUUGAAGCAUGUAAAAAAUGUGAAAUAUUUGAGCAGGUACAUUCACUUGUUUCUUUUUUUGAUGUUUAUUUAUGAGCCGUUUCUUUUGGUGAGUUUUCUGGCUAGACAUUACAGGUGCGUCAGCUUCAAGCGCGUCCUCUUCUUUAUAUGCUUCUUCGAUCGGCUGCACAUGCGUCAAGGCAUUUAUGUAUGUAAAAUUUGGCUACAUAAAUAAGGCGUUAACAAUUUACAAGCAGUUAAGCAACUACGAUGAAAUUAUUUACCUCGUGAAGAUUCAUAACCUCUUAAUUGAUGAUGCUGUGAUGAAACAGGCCGAGGAUAAUUUAGCGUCCCUCAAUGGGGCCCUUUUUUUAAGUGGCUUAGAUAGGGGGUUCCUACAUGGAAGGCACGUUGCUAUCGCUUCAGAAGGUGGGGCGGAAAGAAGGUUUCGCCUGAGGAGGGGAAAGAAGAAAACGAGCAAAGGGGAGGAAGAUGCACAUAGUGUGUUUGCAUCGAACGGUGGUGACAUUCCGGAUGGGCUAGGGGGGGUCCACCCCGAUGAGAAGAAGCCAAAGCCACCUCGGCAGACGGAGCCGAACUGCCACUGCGCGGUUGGCGGGACUGACGCGGUUGGCGGGACUGACGCGAUUGGCGGGACUGACGCGAUUGGCGGGACUGACGCGAUCGACACGUAUGUGCGCCGCAACGUCCACUUCGCAAACCUGGACAGAGAAAUUAUGCUCAGUUUGUACACCGAGGGGGAGGGGAAAGGAAGUCGAAAGGGUCACUCAACUCGGAAGGGCAAAAGGAAAAGUAACCGAAUGGAAGUUCACCGUAGUUGCAGUGGAGGCUCCUCUCCAAGUACAACCCAUAAAGAAAUGAUGAUAAAGAAGCAUCUGGUUGAUAACACAUCCCGUGAAAUGCAUUACGUAACCCUAAUGUGUAUCCUGCAGGAACUGUUCUACAUAAGUGAGCUCAGCGAUAACUACAACAAAAUUUUGAUGCGGUGCAAAGCGAAUACAUACAAUCGUUUUGGCGAAAUUAAAAAAAAAGGCUACGUUAUAUAUAAUGGAAUUAUAAAAAAGGAAAUGAAAAACAAUCAUUUGUAUUUUUUGGACAUAAAUGACUACUACUUCAUUAAUGAUAAAGUGGAGGACAAGCGUUCCAGCGAGUUAGAUAUGAUGCUGCCAUAUAUGGAUGGGCAUCACGGACUGGUUGAGAGAAGCGAGACGGACAAGGAAGAACAAGAGGUUCCACUAGAGCUACCGUUACACAUUCAAAGGGAGGUACCAUCGAAUUAUUACUAUUAUGAGCAGAUCCAUGAUAAACCCUAUGUGUCUAUUUUCUCCUCCUUUUGUAGCUUCUGCCAACAUAAUAUUUACUUCGAUUUGUGUGCUUCCGAUGGGGGACGUAGAUGCAGAAGUGACAGCGUUGUCUUUUUUUUUUGUAAUCACCUGUAUCAUUUGAAGUGCCUUAGGGAGCGGCGGUUCAUCUGCCUGGCGUGUCAAUAA